UUCUGAAGAGUCGCCAUCCAGGAAGAAGAUAACAUUUUGGAGUCUCUCCUCGGGUAGAGAUCAUGUUUCUAGCCAGUUAUGUUUGCUGUAUUGCUUUCCUGCUAGGGACCAUAUGGUCAUCCUGCACAGGACAGAUACAAAAUGGAUCAUGUGUUGCCACGUAUCUCCGUCAGGCAGGUAUUUCCAGGACGAGCGCUGCCACAUACGAGUCAAACUUUGCACAGCGAAGCAUUCCUCCCCACGACAUAAAUUCCACCCAGACGUCGUUUUUGCCGUUGUUCGGAGUCAGCGAUGUAGCGGAUGUUGUCAAGCUGGCUGCCUGCUUUGCUGGGCAAGCUCCGUCCUGUGCGUCCUUCCAGUAUUGUAGUGGAGAAGGCCAGUGUGUGCUGCUGACCUCUGGUGGCAAUCCACAGACCUACGAAUGUCGUUGCCAUGCUGGUUACAGCGGAAGGGAGUGCGAAACGGACGCAUGCAGCAACGUCGACGGUAGCAGCACCUGUCAGAAUGGAGGUGUGUGUGUCCGACAGUCCACUGCACCCUAUUUCAGGUGCCAGUGUUCCGAGAACUUUGAAGGAGCACAGUGCUUGCAGGCAGUUGACCGCUGUGGUCCACAAAACCCGUGUGCACAUGGUGGCAGGUGCACUAGCCUGCGCAAUGGAUUUAAGUGCGAUUGUCCAAGAGGGUACGUGGGAAAAACCUGUCAAGAGCAUUUACUCACAAGCAAGGAACUGGAUUUACGCUUGGCAAAGCUGGACUCGCGCUUGGCCCUGCAGGAUAGAACCUUUCUCAGCCACAUAGAAAGCCUGAAGACUCAACUUCUUGCCAAUGUUCGCCAACGCACUUUCGCGCCGGGCCUCAGACUCUUCAGAGGUGGUUACACUUGGUAUGAAGCAAGGUACAGAUGCAGGGUACUCGGUGGCAUUCUAGCCGUGCCCAGAAGCAAUCAUGAAAUGCAGAUUGUUAUCCAGCUACGCCGUAGAAAAAGGUGCUGGGGUAGGAUAUGGAUUGGUGUGACCGACGUGGAGACUGAAGGCCGGUGGAAAGAUGUUGAAGGCAGGGCUAUUAGAUACACAAGGUGGUAUCCUGGUGAACCAAGGAAUGAUUCCGGUGCAGAAGAUUGUGUGACUAUAAUUAAUGCGAAUGGACAGUGGGAUGAUAUACCUUGCACACGGUCUAAUUCCGGAGGCUUUCUUUGUCGCUUCAUGUGAUGCGAGGUUCCCUCAAAGCUUCAAGGAGCUUCACAGAAAGUCUUCAGUAUGCUUGGCUCGUAGCACGUAUUUGCACCAUGCAGGCCAUUUGUUGGAGAGUUAUGCACGGCUGAGUUUCCAUGAUUUCCAUAAGUAGGUGUGUUUUGUUCGUAUCCACUUCCACUUCCACAUGCCCAUCGCAUGUUAGCAAACAAACUUGUGCUGGGAUUACGCCAUUCGUAUCCAGUAGUUGUUUCAAUUUCACUCUACGCACUGAUCAGGGAGGCACCGUAAUUGCCGGGUUAACCUGUGCGUGCAAUAAUGAAUUUUGAUGUUCCUUUUGUUGUGAAUUAUUCUGUUAUGUUAAAGUCAUCAAGGUGGUAGCAGUGGCUUGCCGGCACUAUACGUGCUAUAAAAGUACAUGUAAUAAUAUAACUCCAUUAUUUGAUGCAUUUGUGCUAUCUAUUUUGACCUACAACUGUGGCGUGUGGGUGCUUUCAUCCCGGGAUGCUACAGCAAUGGAUGCGUUCCACAGAAAGCAGCUCCGCCGUCUAUUAGGGAUAUCUUACCCGGAAAUUAUCUCCAACACAGACCUAUAUACCCGCUGCAAUGCCGAGCCAAUAUCCGUACUAAGCAGAAGAGCACGGUGGAAACUGUUUGGUCAUAUUUUACGCCUCCCUGAAGCAACUCCAGCGCAGGUGAGCAUGACAGCGUAUUUCCAGCGACAGAAUCGGGGCUGGCUCGGACGCCCGCGCAUCACCCUACCAGUGGUGAUAGACAACGAAUUAGCCAAGGCAACGUCCAUGCGUCUCCGGAGUCUGAAGGACCUGGAGACACUGCGUUUGGUGGCUCGGAACAGGCAAUCAUUCAACGAUAUAAUCGCACAGGUCACAUUGUAGAGUGCAGAUCACCUAGUGCUUUCAACAAUAAUAACGUACUUCCACAUUAUGGGAAUUUGGUAUAACCCCACACCCGUCAUUGUUGAAUAUUCGAUAAUAGCGUGGAUUUCCCCAACAAUAUAUUUUCAUUUUUUGUUUUCCUCUCCCAUGCCGUUGUACAUAAGCGGCUUUCCGCGGAUAUGUCAAUACUACUACUACUACUAUUAUUUGUA
Sycon ciliatum is the source of this 2298-nucleotide messenger RNA. Its product is annotated as very low-density lipoprotein receptor-like. Gene Ontology annotation, molecular function: Notch binding; calcium ion binding. The transcript has a single exon. The record is from RefSeq and is a predicted model, not a curated record. Lineage: Eukaryota; Metazoa; Porifera; Calcarea; Leucosolenida; Sycettidae. The coding region runs from base 63 to 1208 and encodes 381 amino acids.